Molecule: messenger RNA, 1376 nt
Organism: Arachis stenosperma
Lineage: Eukaryota; Viridiplantae; Streptophyta; Magnoliopsida; Fabales; Fabaceae
Exons: 10
Coding region: 217-1173 (318 amino acids)
Cellular component (GO): VCP-NPL4-UFD1 AAA ATPase complex
Molecular function (GO): polyubiquitin modification-dependent protein binding
Source: RefSeq, a predicted model, not a curated record
GUGAGAUAGCGUGCACGUCACGCACCUAAGCACAGCCGUUUGGGUUGGGUUUCGCUGAUCAUCAUCUACCACCUACUGCCGAGAACUCAAAAAUAUUCCUUAAUCCCCUUUCUUCUUUGCUUCUUUCUCACUUCUUCUUCUGUUUUCAGAUCAAGCUAACUUCAGGGUGCAGUAAGGGUUGAUCCUCUUGUCUAAUAAUCACAGCAAUAGCGAAAAAUGUUUUUUGAUGGAUAUGGAUAUCAUGGGACAUCAUUUGAGCAGACUUACCGAUGUUACCCUGCUUCGUUUAUUGAGAAGCCCCAACUCGAAAGUGGUGAUAAAAUUAUAAUGCCUCCAUCAGCACUUGAUCGUCUAGCAUCACUGCAUAUUGAUUAUCCAAUGUUGUUUGAACUUCGGAAUGAUGCUGCUGAGCGGGUUUCUCACUGUGGAGUUUUGGAGUUCAUAGCAGAAGAAGGCAUGAUAUACAUGCCAUAUUGGAUGAUGGAGAACAUGCUUCUACAAGAGGGGAGCAUUGUAAGAGUGAAAAAUGUGACCCUACCGAAGGGGACAUAUGUUAAGUUACAACCUCACACAAAGGAUUUCUUGGAUAUUUCUAAUCCUAAAGCUAUAUUAGAAACAACAUUGAGGAAUUUUUCCUGCUUGACCACCGGAGAUAGCAUUAUGGUUGCUUACAACAACAAGAAGUAUUACAUAGAUAUUAUAGAAACAAAGCCUGCCAAUGCUAUAAGCAUCAUUGAGACUGACUGUGAGGUGGACUUUGCUCCUCCUCUAGAUUAUAAGGAACCUGAAAAGCCCUCUCUACCAGCUUCUUCUGGCAAGGCAGCAGCCGCUGUUGAAGAGACCCCUGCUGAGACUGAGCCCAAGUUUAACCCAUUUUCUGGGGCUGGGAGACGCUUGGAUGGAAAGCCAUUGAACUAUCAGCCUCCUCCGGUUUCUUCUUCGGGUUCUAAGGACAAGAAACCUGAUGCCCCAAAUGUUAAUUCACACUCGUCUGCAGCGUCUAGUUCACAAAGUAAUGCUCGUCAAGCUCAGGGCAAGCUUGUGUUUGGGUCAAAUGCAAACCGUACUAAAGAUACGGGAAAAGCAAAACAGUCAAAAGAAGAGCCACCUAAAGAGAAAGAAGAAAAUAAAUUUCAGCCUUUCACUGGAAAGAAGUAUUCUUUACGGGGUUAAUUUAUAUAAUAUCAUUGCUUUCAUAACUUUAUAAUGUAAUUUAUUUCGUUCAUCGGUGCAAGGAACCCGGUCUACUGCAGAACUAUGUAUUUUUCAGUGUAAUAUAAGCAGAUUAUAAGACCCAGUAGACGCUACAAAUUACCUCAGUUUCCUUGAUGGUUUGUGGAUGAAAGUUCUUGACAACUGAAGAAAGUUUUCAAUCA